ACUUCCUCGCCCCAUGCCCAUCCCUUUGGAAAGAAAAAGAAAACUCACACAGACAAACGACGGCGAGAAAAAAGAGCGAGGGAAAAGUCGAGAGGGAAGCGAAAGCCAAAAGCCAGAUGAAAGAGUUGGAAACUUGCGAGGGAGCCGAUCAAAGACCAGAAUAUUAUCUUUAAAGUAAGUUUUCACUGUUUUGUUUCGGUGACUCUCAGUCAGGUCUAUUGAUAAGUUUUACAUUGAUCCGAUCGGGGCUCUUUGCCCUGAAGUGUAGACCUCGCGUCCUUUCCGUAUGGCUGUAAAUUACUCAUGAAAUUCUGUCCUCAGCCAUGUGUCAUUACAAUUAUUGAAACGUUUUCAGGUUAAAAGGAAGGCCUUAAAGCCCCCUCCCCUAUCAAAUCUUUAUCCCACAUUCAUUGACAUAUCAAAAUGAUUUCCUCUCUGUUAUUUCUGAUUUCAAGUUGGGCCUAUAAAAUGUUGUGAAAGGAGUUGUUGGUAACCUCAGUCAGCCUGUUAAUUAUUAUCAGAUUAUUGGGGUAAUAUUUGCUUUCGUGACCAAUAGUAAGGAUUUACUCUAAGGAGGCUUUUCUUAGGGGAGUUUUAUCAUGUUAAAUUUUGGAUAUAAAGUUCAUCAAAGCAGUAAGCCUACAGCUCUGUGGCUUAUUGGUGUCAAAAGAUGAAGGUUUUUCUUUUAGAGAAAGUUACUGUCUUGUUUUUGUCCACAUACAGCCCUGAGGGGAGUGAAAAGUAUGUGCUAGCGUUGCAUGAGUGUGUUUCAAGUACAAGUCUCAGCAUGGCCUUCACAGCCGCACAGUGCCAAAAUGCUCAUCGCUUUCCUCCAACAUUGCACAACAUGGUGGAGUACGGACGCCGUUCUGCCUUAUCAGGGGGCUAGGGGCUGUGGGCCAGGAUUCAGAUACUUUCUGCUCAUUUUUCUGUUACACUGUCUUAUCUUGUUUUUUUCAGCUCAUUACAUCUGUCAUUUACACUCUGCCGGCAUUUAGAAGUAAGAAUUCACCCACUCCCUGCUCUGUCCUUUUCUUUUUUUCUACAGUCAUGCCACUGCACAAAUCAUCCCGGGCCCCUCGCCUGGACCCCACCAUGAUUUCAGCUCCGUUGGGUGACUUUCGCCACACCAUGCACAUCGGCAGGGGAGGUGAUGCCUUCGGUGACACCUCUUUCCUGUCCACACUUGGUCCUGGCCAGGCCAACAAUGACCCAGGGAGUACAGGAGAUGCAGCUCAGCCUGAGGUGAUGGUCAGCCACGGUGAUCAUUACACAGAUGCUUCUGGAAGCCCACAGAACAAUGAACUCCAGCACUCUGAGUCAGUGUCUUCAUUCGACCUGGACUUGGAUCUGGGCCCGUCCAUGUUGGGGGAUGUUCUAGGAGUAAUGGAUGGUUUGGGGCUCGACUCCAAUGAGGAGGAUGUGUUCAGUCCCAAAAACGGUCCCUCCUCAGCGGGCUCAAAGCAGGGGAAAGGUCCCAUUGAAUCGCCUGUGAACAUGCAGAAUGAGCUCAAUGGGAAGGACUUGGUUGGUUUGGAUGGAAACCAGGUGGGAGACAGCAGGAUACCAGAUGGGAAUGGGAUCAAGCCAAAGGGUUUACGGCCAAAAGUGAGAUUCAGUGACAAACGAGAGGAGAUCAUUCGCCACGCAUCUGAAGAGGAAGAGGGUCAAGAGUUUGAGUUCCCGGAUGAGGAUCAGCUGGAGUGUCGAAGUCCUACUAGAGGUGAGGGCAAAGGAGAUGAGAGUGUAGGAGGUGGAGGUGAAACUGAGUUCACCAAUCACAGAGUGGACCUUCCACCCAGUCCCGCCUCAUCUCACAGCUCAGAGUAUGAAGGAGUGACCUCAUUGGACAGGAGGAGGGUUGACAGCUGCCACUCAGAGACUGAUUCAGAGGAGGAAGAGGAGGGGGAAGGACGGGGCUACACAUUUGAAGAUGAGUUUGAUGACGAAAUUGGUCUAUAGGGGACAGGUAUAUUCCCACCUUGAAAACAAAUCUUUGCUGUCGAAUAAAUCGAGCAUACUGUAUUGUACUCGUCAUUACUUCAGUAUCGUUGAAAUUGGAGACUCAAAAAGAAUGCAAGCUGGAUUUUCAAGACUCAGGAAGAUCCAGUUUGACGAUGUUCCUCUACUGCAAGAGACAUUUUUGUUUUAACUGCAGGGGUAACAGAUUUGUAAAAGACAGUUUCAUGUGUUAUUUAGGUAACAAAAAUGAAAGUUUUGCAGCACUUUGAUUUAUUUUGUUCAUCUGGAUGCUUUACUAUAAAGCUGAAAAGUCAAUUUCAGUGUAAUUAGUAACGCUUGCUUUGUAAAGUCUAAUGUCUUAAAUUUGCUGGGCACACAACACGUGUUGUGAGCUUUACAUUUAGUGCCUUUUAUAGAGCUGUAUGCUUUCAUUAAUGUACCUUGUGCCUUACUCAUGUCUCUAUAGUUAUAUCUCAUAUGCAUGUUUAUUACAGUCGUCAUGCCUUCUCCAUGUUUAAGCUUUACAAAUGGUUUUCAGAGACUUUGAGAUAAUAAAGUUAUCCUGUGUUAAAUUAAAUACUGUGAAUCUGUCACAUUCCAGAUCUGACAGGGAGACUGCCACUUGUUCACAACAAAUCAGAUCUUAUUUUUUUCUUACUGACGUUAUUUAGCAUGUUUUAAUGUACCAAAGAGUUUCUUUUUGCUUUGGGGCUUGUACUUAAAUGCACAGACAAUCAUGGGAAAUUUAAAAGGUCAAAUGUAAUUCAGAAACAAAAGUGUAUUUUUAUACAUGUCUCUUGCUUUUACACUGCUCCUUACUGAAAAGUAUUUUUAAACACAAUGCUGUAAGGGAGAAACCAUUGUGCUCAUCUGAUGAAAAUGCUGGUUUGAACUUUUUUAAUCCUGUGCUUUCACGAGGAUUAAAGUGAGAACAAUAAAACAGUUAUUGGGAUUUUAAAUAUUCAGCCUUUGGUCUGACUCUUUCUUUAAAAAUGUCUACAGGGCAGGACUGAAGCACAAAGGAAACUUAUUUAGAGUGUCUGAGAAUCCCUAGGU
Xyrichtys novacula (pearly razorfish) is the source of this 3018-nucleotide messenger RNA. The record is from the annotation of a GenBank genome assembly. Lineage: Eukaryota; Metazoa; Chordata; Actinopteri; Labriformes; Labridae.